CCUGCAUCAAUUCAAAACAGUUCUUCAAGCACACAGAAUAUGGCACCUGCACAAAGAAUCGGAGAUGACCCAAGCAACUUCUGGACUUACGAGCCUGAUAGCGGCAUAAUCGAUCUCUCCCGGAGAUCGGGCUCAAAGCAGCUUAUUAACCUCGAAACAACAACACAAACGACUUGCAUAGAUCCCGAGAAGAGUGCACUGUUGCUCAUUGACCUACAAAACUUUUUUUUAAACCCAGCUGUACGACCACGAGUUGGGGAUAAGCCCACUCCCGCAGAAGACGCCACGCGGGCGCUCCUUAGCGCCGGAAUCCCAGCUGCUCGGUAUCACGGCAUACGAAUUAUCUGGCUCUGCUGGGGCUUAACGGAUGAUGAUCUCACCAGCAUGCCACCAGCAGCUAUCCGCAGCUUCGGUUGUUACGAGACUCCCCCGUCUGGGAAAGGUCACGUUGGAGAGAAGCACAUUCUUCCUUCAGCACCAAACAUGAUUCGAACCAAGAACCCCGCCCUUUACAAGGGUCUGGGAGCAGACCUCGGUACAGUGGAGCUUAGCGAUAACAACACGGUCCCUGGUGGCCGAGUCCUUAUGCGUGAUUCCUGGAACGCUGCCCUUUUCGAUCCCUUCAGUGAGGAAUACAAAUCAAGCCAGCAGAUACCUUCCGAUAACGUGCGAUCGAAGCCGGAUGUUCUGUUUCAUAAGAACCGUAUGUCUGGGCUAUGGGGAUCUGGCUCAGAUCUGGAGAGCUUUCUGCAGCAUGAGAAGAUAACCACGCUUCUUUUUGGUGGUGUGAAUACCGAUCAAUGCGUUGGUAGCACGUUGACUGAUGCGUUCAGCAAAGGCUACGAUUGUAUUCUGUUACGGGAUGGAGUUGGAACGGGCACACCCUUUGGUGCGAGUGAAGUUUGGGAAUGGAACGUCAUGAAUUGUUGGGGAUUUGUUUCAACUUGCGAGGCCUUGAAGAAUGCGUCGACAGCUUAG
This is a messenger RNA of Penicillium brasilianum, 978 nucleotides long. NCBI's taxonomy places the organism in Eukaryota, Fungi, Ascomycota, Eurotiomycetes, Eurotiales, Aspergillaceae. The record is from the annotation of a GenBank genome assembly.